Molecule: messenger RNA, 885 nt
Organism: Effrenium voratum
Lineage: Eukaryota; Dinophyceae; Suessiales; Symbiodiniaceae
Source: the annotation of a GenBank genome assembly
AUGCUAGACUGCUGCAAAGAGACCUGCGCAGAUGUCAAGUGCACGCCCUUCACACUGCCAAUCAAGGCCAACCAACACGAAGUCUACCCGGACGGGGAGAGCCAGAGCUUCUGCUGCGAGCCCACCUGCCAAGCCUACACCUGCGACACCCGCAAGGGUUUGACGCUGGACAAGGCCAAAGCAGGGCUCACGCACGUGAGUGAUGAGACCUGCUGCACAGCCACCUGUUCCACAGUGGUGUGCCCUGAAGGCUACAUGACCCACCCUGCGAAGGUCAAUUUGGAUGCCAGAAGCACGGCCUGCUGCGAGCCGCUGUGCAGCUCUCACGUGUGCAGCGCUGGGUGGGCCACUGACGUGUCCAAGGCGACGGUGGUGGGAAACACGGACGAGGUGUGCUGCCACCGCACCUGCAAGAUCUUCUCCUGCUCCGAGGGCUGGGCGAAGAACCCGGCGGUGGAGAGCAACAUCGGCGUGGAUGAUUCCACUUGCUGCCUCCCCGAGUGCAUUCAGUACCAGCCGAAGUGCACUGGAGACUACGCACCAAAUCCAGAUGCCAACAAGACGGUUGGGCAGACGGCUGACGUGUGCUGCAAAAAGGCCUGCUCCUUAUUCGAGUGCGGCUCUGGUGCUGUGAACGUCCCCAACGCCAAGAGCGUGGUGGCCGCAACUGAUGAAGAAUGCUGCGAAGACAGUAGGUGCCCAUCCUUCAGAGCAAAGACGGAGGUGAAGGAUGGCUGCAACCAGCUGAGCAAGGAUGAUUGCGAGAACAGCUAUGUCAAGCUGAAGAACACGCAGACCAACAAGACGGACACCUUGGCUUGCAAAUGGGCCGACUAUGGCCUUUGCCAAGUCCAUGAGCUUGAGCCGGUGAACUGUGCAGAGUGA